Molecule: messenger RNA, 1553 nt
Organism: Octodon degus (degu)
Lineage: Eukaryota; Metazoa; Chordata; Mammalia; Rodentia; Octodontidae
Gene: Slc25a48
Product: solute carrier family 25 member 48
Exons: 8
Coding region: 202-1137 (311 amino acids)
Biological process (GO): transmembrane transport
Cellular component (GO): mitochondrion
Molecular function (GO): transmembrane transporter activity
Source: RefSeq, a predicted model, not a curated record
AAGUCCGCUAGGGGCAUGAAGUCAGAGGCUGUGGGCACUUGCAGAGGUGAGAGCCACAGGCUGACUCUGGGUUUAGACUAGGAUUAGCCCUGUGCGACGAGACCCCCACUUUCCUCAGCGCGCCGGGACUGGUGGGCAAUGCUCUGCAGACCCUGAGAGACCACCUCCCCGGACGGAAGGCGAGGCCCCGCGGCCCCAGCCAUGAGCAGCUUCCAGCUGGAAGACUUUGUGGCCGGCUGGAUCGGAGGUACAGCCAGUGUCAUUGUCGGCCACCCUCUGGACACAGUCAAGACUCGCCUGCAGGCUGGCGUUGGUUAUGGGAACACCCUCAGCUGCAUCCGCAUGGUAUACAGGAGGGAGAGUGUGUUUGGCUUCUUCAAGGGCAUGGCCUUCCCUUUGGCCAGCAUUGCUGUCUACAACUCGGUAGUGUUCGGGGUCUUCAGCAACAUACGGAGGUUCCUUGGCCAGCAUCACUGUGGGGAGCCUGAGGCCAGUCCACACCACAGCCUGUCUGACCUGCUCCUGGCCAGCAUGGUGGCCGGCGUGGUCUCUGUUGGGCUUGGGGGGCCUGUGGACCUCAUCAAGAUCCGCCUACAGAUGCAAACACAGCCAUUUCAGGAAGCCAGCCUUGGUUGGAAAUCCAGAGCAGUAGCUUUUGGUGAGCAGCCAGCGUACCAGGGGCCGGUACACUGCAUUGCAACCAUUGUACGGAGUGAGGGCCUGUCUGGUUUGUACCGGGGUGCCAGUGCCAUGCUGCUGAGAGACGUCCCAGGAUAUUGCCUCUACUUUAUCCCCUAUGUGUUUCUGACUGAGUGGAUCACACCUGAGGCCCGCGCAGGCCCCAGCCCCUGCACUAUGUUGCUGGCAGGCGGGGUGGCAGGGGCAAUUUCCUGGGGGACAGCAACUCCCAUGGAUGUUGUGAAGAGUCGACUCCAAGCAGAUGGGGUUUAUUUAAACAAAUACAAAGGUGUCCUGGACUGUAUAUCUCAGAGUUACCAACAAGAAGGCCUUAAAGUGUUUUUCAGAGGCAUCACCGUGAAUGCCGUGCGGGGUUUCCCUACAAGCGCCGCCAUGUUCCUGGGCUAUGAGCUCUCCCUGCAGGCACUGCGUGGGGACCACAGUGUGACAAGCCCAUGAACACCAGCCAGGGUUGAUGUCACCUGAACAAGGCUUUAUUCUCCUAUAAGUGAGUGCUGGUAGCAUCGACAGAAUGAGUAGCAGUGAAUUUGUGGCAGAGAAAGGACGUUGGGCAUCUGGGCCCUGAGCCAGGUGGCCUCUCUGGUAGCAUGCUGCUGGCCUCGGCACCCCCUUCACAGAAGUCCAGGCUCCCCUCACUUCCGGCUGGACUGCCAGGCUGCUGCUUAAGGAAGAAGCAAUGGACCGCAGGCCAGGCAGUCACUAUCUAGGUUAUCUCUGGGCCAACUCCUGGAAACCGCUGGAGCACAACAGGCCCUACCCCCGUGGCUGUUGUGAACUCAUUAGCGACUCAUUCAGGAGCUGGAGUUAACUCUUAAGUUUUCAAAUAAAAGCUUUGAAAACCUCUUGGGGUGUUA